GCAACUAGGUUUUUAAAGUCUAUAAUAUUUACUCAUAAGUCCUUGUGGGUAAACAAAUAGUGAAACAAAGUUUGAUUCUUUUGAAAACUAAAGAAUGGCUGAAUAUUUAGCCGCUAUCUUUGGUACAGAAAAGGAUAAAGUAAACUGCUCCUUUUAUUUUAAAAUAGGAGCAUGUAGGCAUGGAGAUCGUUGUUCCCGUAUCCAUAAUAAACCAACGUUUUCCCAAACGGUUUUAUUACAAAAUCUUUAUGUCAAUCCUCAAAAUUCUGCAAAAUCUGCUGAUGGCAGUCACUUGGUUGUUGCAAAUGUUUCCGAUGAAGAGAUGCAGGAGCAUUAUGAUAAUUUCUUUGAAGAUGUUUUUGUUGAAUGCGAAGACAAAUAUGGAGUUAUUGAGGAAAUGAAUGUUUGUGACAACUUAGGAGAUCAUUUAGUGGGAAAUGUUUAUAUAAAGUUCCGGCGUGAGGAGGAUGCGGAGAAGGCGGUCAGUGAUCUGAACAACCGCUGGUUUGGUGGCCGACCAGUGUAUGCUGAGCUAUCCCCGGUGACAGACUUCCGCGAGGCCUGUUGCCGCCAGUACGAGAUGGGGGAGUGCACGAGAAGUGGUUUCUGCAACUUCAUGCACUUGAAACCUAUUUCCCGAGAACUUAGGAGGUAUCUGUACUCGCGCGGCAAGAGCGGGCGUCGUUCCCGCAGCCGCUCCCGCGAGCGUCGUCGUCGUUCCCGCUCCCCAACACUGGCUAGCCGCCACCUGGCAACACUCAUCGGUAGUGGACCACACUAG
Papilio polytes (common Mormon) is the source of this 781-nucleotide messenger RNA. RefSeq names its product splicing factor U2af 38 kDa subunit (gene U2af38). Bases 95 to 781 code for a protein of 228 amino acids. The record is from RefSeq and is a predicted model, not a curated record. The transcript has 7 exons. Gene Ontology annotation, cellular component: spliceosomal complex; U2AF complex. Gene Ontology annotation, biological process: mRNA splicing, via spliceosome. Gene Ontology annotation, molecular function: metal ion binding; pre-mRNA 3'-splice site binding. NCBI's taxonomy places the organism in Eukaryota, Metazoa, Arthropoda, Insecta, Lepidoptera, Papilionidae.